Messenger RNA from Mesoplodon densirostris (Blainville's beaked whale), 3989 nucleotides. RefSeq names its product mitogen-activated protein kinase kinase kinase 13 (gene MAP3K13). Gene Ontology annotation, biological process: JNK cascade; protein autophosphorylation. The transcript has 15 exons. The record is from RefSeq and is a predicted model, not a curated record. The coding region runs from base 212 to 3112 and encodes 966 amino acids. NCBI's taxonomy places the organism in Eukaryota, Metazoa, Chordata, Mammalia, Artiodactyla, Ziphiidae. Gene Ontology annotation, molecular function: JUN kinase kinase kinase activity; ATP binding; protein homodimerization activity.
CCUAGCACUUUGGGAAAGAUGGUUCUUAAAAAUCACUUUCUCAUAUACACAUUUCCUGGGAGCUGGACAGCAACAACAACAACGAAGUUCAAGUAAUAGUCUGCCGAGACCUUUGACUAUUGAAAUGUUCUGAAGCCCCCUCUUACAUCAGAACUCUUUCCUAAUGAUCCUCUGAGUGUCCUCUCAGGACCCUGGGCACACUCAUGGCACGAUGGCCAACCCUCAGGAGCACCUGAGCUGCUCCUCUUCCCCACACUUGCCUUUGAGUGAAAACAAAACCUUCAAUGGACUACAGGAUGACAUCGCACCUAUGCGAAGCCACCCUUCACCCAAGCUUCUUAAGGACCAGCAGGAAAAGGGGGUGGUGCAAACAGAGCUAACUGAGGGCAUGAACAGCCCCAUCGCCACAACAGUGUUGACAAGCGUAAGCGAGGAUUCCAGGGACCAGUUUGAGAACAGCGUUCUUCAGCUAAGGGAACAAGAUGAACCAGAGAUGGCCAUGUCUCACGGGAACAGCAACACUGUGGAUGGAGAGGGCACGAGUGGAACUGAAGACAUCAAGAUUCAGUUCAGCAGGUCGGGCAGCGGCAGUGGUGGGUUUCUUGAAGGACUAUUUGGAUGCUUAAGGCCUGUAUGGAAUAUCAUUGGGAAAGCAUAUUCCACUGAUUACAAAUUGCAGCAACAAGAUACUUGGGAAGUGCCAUUUGAGGAGAUCUCAGAGCUGCAGUGGCUGGGUAGUGGAGCCCAGGGAGCUGUCUUCUUGGGCAAGUUCCGAGCGGAGGAGGUGGCCAUCAAGAAAGUAAGAGAGCAGAAUGAGACGGAUAUCAAGCAUUUGAGGAAGUUGAAGCACCCUAACAUCAUCGCUUUCAAGGGUGUUUGUACUCAGGCCCCAUGUUACUGUAUCAUCAUGGAAUACUGUGCCCAUGGACAACUUUAUGAGGUUUUGCGAGCUGGCAGGAAGAUCACACCUCGAUUGCUAGUAGAUUGGUCCACAGGAAUUGCAAGUGGAAUGAAUUAUUUACACCUCCAUAAAAUUAUUCAUCGUGAUCUCAAAUCACCUAAUGUUUUAGUGACUCACACAGAUGCAGUAAAAAUUUCAGAUUUUGGUACAUCUAAGGAACUUAGUGAUAAAAGUACCAAGAUGUCCUUCGCUGGCACAGUAGCAUGGAUGGCGCCAGAGGUGAUACGGAAUGAACCUGUCUCUGAAAAAGUCGAUAUAUGGUCUUUUGGAGUGGUGCUUUGGGAGCUGCUGACAGGAGAGAUCCCGUACAAAGAUGUAGACUCUUCAGCCAUUAUUUGGGGUGUUGGAAGCAAUAGCCUACACCUUCCAGUUCCUUCCACUUGCCCUGAUGGAUUCAAAAUCCUUAUGAAGCAGACAUGGCAGAGUAAACCUCGCAAUCGACCUUCUUUUCGGCAGACACUCAUGCAUUUAGACAUCGCAUCUGCGGAUGUACUUGCCACCCCACAAGAAACUUACUUCAAGUCUCAGGCUGAAUGGAGAGAAGAAGUAAAAAAACACUUUGAGAAGAUCAAAAGUGAAGGAACUUGUAUCCACCGAUUAGAUGAAGAACUGAUUCGAAGGCGCAGAGAAGAGCUCAGGCAUGCUUUGGAUAUUCGUGAGCACUAUGAGAGAAAGCUUGAGCGGGCUAAUAAUUUAUACAUGGAGUUGAGUGCCAUCAUGCUGCAGCUAGAAAUGCGGGAGAAGGAGCUAAUCAAGCGUGAGCAAGCAGUGGAGAAGAAGUAUCCUGGGACCUACAAACGACAUCCUGUCCGUCCAAUAAUCCACCCUAAUGCCAUGGAGAAACUCAUGAAGAGGAAAGGUGUGCCUCACAGACCUGGGAUGCAGGCCAAGCGGCCAGAUCUGUUGAGAUCUGAAGGUAUCCCCAGUGUGGAAGUGGCUCCCACUGCAUCCCCUUUGUCCGGAAGUCCUAAAAUGUCCACCUCCAGCAGCAAGAGCCGAUAUCGGAGCAAACCACGCCACCGCCGGGGGAGUAGCCGAGGCAGCCAUAGUGACUUUGCGGCGAUCUUAAAAAGCCAGCCAGCCCGGGAAAAUUCACCCCAUCCCACUUACCUGCACCAGGCUCAAUCCGAAUACCCUUCUCCGCAUCAUCAUAGUCCUCUGCAGCAGCAACACCAGCAACCCCCUCCUGCCACGUCUCAGAGUCACCGUCCCAGACUCGAUAUGCACGGACAGGACGUUGCAACCUGCGCCAACAACCUGAGGUAUUUUGGCCCCGCGGCGGCCCUGCGGAGCCCACUCAGCAGCCAUGCUCAAAGACAGAUGCCUGGCUCCAGCCCUGACCUCAUCUCCACGGCCGUGGCAGCAGAUUGCUGGAAAAGUUCUGAGCCCGACAAGGGCCAGGCUGGCCCCUGGGGCUGUUGUCAGGCUGACCCCUAUGACCCCUGCCUCCAGCGCAGGCCAGAACAGCAUGGGUCCUUAGACGUCCCCUCUGCCGAGCCCGUGGGGAGGAACCCCAACCUUUUCAAGCCACCAGCACACAAUCCCCUCUCGGAAAAUGCCCAAGGUUCUGAGAAAAUGGAAGAAAAGGAAUUCAGCGGCUGUGGGUCUGCAUCAUCCCUCAACACCUCUCAUCACAUCACCCCCCCAGCGCUACCUCGAAAAACAAGGCCCCUUCAGAAGAGUGGAGAUGACUCCUCUGAAGAGGAAGAAGGGGAAGUAGAUAGUGAAGUUGAAUUUCCACGAAGACAGAGGCCCCAUCGCUGUAUCAGCAGCUGCCAGUCGUAUUCAACCUUUAGCUCUGAGAAUUUCUCUGUGUCUGACGGAGAGGAAGGAAAUACCAGUGACCACUCAAACAGCCCUGAGGAGUUAGUGGAUAAACUUGAAGACCACCUGGCAGAGAAGCUAGAUGACCUGCUGUCCCAGACGCCAGAGAUCCCCAUUGAGAUAUCCUCGCAUUCAGACGGGCUGUCUGACAAGGAGUGUGCUGUGCGCCGUGUGAAGACGCAGAUGUCUCUGGGCAAGCUGUGUACGGAGGACCGUGGCUAUGAGAAUCCUAUGCAGUUUGAAGAAUCGGACUGUGACUCUUCAGAUGGGGAGCGUUCUGAUGCCACAGUUAGGACCAAUAAACACUACAGCUCUGCUACUUGGUAAUGAAAGAAUACCUACCCUGAAGAUCUCAUGACUAUACUGGCAUUUCACAUCCAUCCCACCCCCAGACUCUUCCCACUCUCUCCCUGCUUUUUUGUCUGGGAAGAGAGCUGCCCCAUCUUUCUCACCCCUAGACAUGAGCUGCAAUAACAGGAACAUGAGACUUCACAAAUCUCUGGAAAAAAAAUAUCCAAAUGAAAUUAAGUCUCACUGAACAUUUCAAUCAAGAAUGGCAGGGAUCUAUUUUAUUGAAUAUUCUAGCUACUGUAACACUGAUAUUUAUUUUUGUUUGACAUUUUAACACUUUGUACUGUAAAGAGUGAACUAUAUAUGAUAGGGAGAAAGACAAUAAUUUCUUGCAAAAAAAAAGAGAGAGAGAGAGAAAGAAAGGAGGAAAGAACAGAAGUGGAAUUCAGGAGCAACAUCCUUGGGAAUCUGUGGAGCCAGGAGGUAUUACUGCUGCUUGAACAGGGGACCAGUUCCUCUGGCCAUAAGUGACUGAAGAAGAGCCAGAGCAAGACAUACUGAACAUUUUAGAAAACAAAAACAGCAAAAGAAAAGCAAUUCCAGGUAAUCUGUGAACAGACCACAUUAAAUUCACCCAGCUUGUCCAGAUGGGUGAUGGAAAGACCUAGACAAUUUUGGAGACCAGAGACUUGCACCCAAGGCCUUUGAGGGCAUGUGCUUCCUCUAGGAGGAAAAAGAAAACUGUGCGUGUCAAAGCUGAUCUCAUUUUUAAAAUGCUGAGCAGCGUUGGUAGUGAGACUUACAGACAGUGUCCAACCUUGUCCUUGAAAAAUUUUCUGCUUUUUAUGCUGUCAACGUCACUACCUUGGCAAAUGCAUUACCUUGACCAAUGUGUUGAUUUUUCAGACUCAAG